Molecule: messenger RNA, 935 nt
Organism: Tinamus guttatus (white-throated tinamou)
Lineage: Eukaryota; Metazoa; Chordata; Aves; Tinamiformes; Tinamidae
Source: RefSeq, a predicted model, not a curated record
AUGAAUUCCACGAUGAGCGAGGAGCCCGACGCCCUCUCCGUCGUUAACCAGCUGCGUGACCUGGCAGCCGACCCGCUGAAUAGACGGGCCAUCGUCCAGGAUCAGGGGUGCCUGCCCGGGCUCAUUCUGUUCUUGGACCAUCCUAACCCUCCGGUUGUCCAUUCAGCUUUACUAGCUCUCCGCUACUUGGCAGAGUGCCGUGCCAACAGAGAAAAGAUGAAAAGUGAACUGGGUAUGAUGCUCAGCUUACAGAAUGUAAUACAAAAGACUACUACCCCAGGCGAGACUAAGCUUCUGGCUUCAGAGGUCUAUGACAUCCUACAGUCUUCCAACAUGUCAGACAUGGACAGUAUGAACGAGAUGAACUAUCGCCGACGGAAAGCGCAGUUUUUCUUGGGCAGCACAAAUAAACGUGCCAAGACAGUGGUUUUACAUAUAGAUGGCCUCGAUGACUCGUCUCGAAGGAAUCUUUGUGAAGAAGCCUUGUUGAAAAUUAAAGGUGUUAUUAGUUUUACGUUUCAAAUGGCUGUUCAAAGAUGUGUGGUCCGAAUUCGCUCCGACUUGAAGGCAGAGGCUUUGGCAACGGCAAUAGCAUCGACCAAAGUAAUGAAGGCACAGCAAGUCGUGAAAAGCGAAAGCGGAGAGGAGAUGCUGGUUCCGUUCCAAGAUACUCCGGUCGAAGUAGAGCAGAAUACAGAUCUACCUGAGUACUUACCAGAAGAUGAGAGCCCCAGCAAGGAACAGGAUAAAGCAGUGUCUCGAGUCGGGUCGCACCCCGAAGGUGCAGCAAGCUGGCUCAGCACAGCAGCAAACUUUUUAUCCCGAUCUUUCUACUGGUGACUUGUGUUUGGUGUUAAGAGACUGUGUGAACCAACAGGGGGGCCAGUUUUCCAUUGGUGUGGUGAACUGCCAAGUGCAAUUUGCAAUAAAUUACC